CGUGUUGACCAGAAGAUUCGAGAGAGUCAGAGAGAGAGGGCGACGGAGAGAGAGUCACUCACUGCCGUCGGAUUGCAGAGAAGGGUGAAAUAACGCAUCUGUCAGCGGGCAGCCGGGCGCUAUUAUUCUCUCGGGUACAUACCGGAUAUCCUCAUUCAGGUGCAACGAUGGGCAGUCAAGAUCUACCGAAAGGUGACAAGCUUAUAUUGAGAGGUUUGAAGUUCCAUGGUUUUCAUGGGGUGAAGCCAGAAGAGAAGAAGCUGGGUCAGAAAUUCCUGGUGGAUGUCGAUGCAUGGUUAGAUCUCAGUGAAGCUGGUAAAACUGAUUGUUUGACAGAUACUGUCAGUUACACCGACAUCUACAGAAUAGCUCGAGAGGUCGUUGAGGGGCCAUCUCAGAAUCUUCUUGAAUCAGUGGCCCACCUCAUUGCAAACACCACUCUAACAAAGUUUCCUCAAAUAUCUGCUGUCCGGGUGAAGGUUGGGAAACCUCAUGUUGCUGUUCAUGGCCCUAUUGAUUACUUGGGAAUUGAGAUACUCAGAUGCAGAGAAGUCAAGCCCAGCUCAGCUGGGACAAGUUUUAUGAUUUAGCAUUGUAUUAGGAGAAAACCUUAUGUUUUAGUUGCUGUGUUGCAAAUGCUAUUUACCCAUGUGAGUAUGUUUUAUGUUGAGAUGGAUUGAUGGGUUGACAUUGUCACUCAAAUCAUAUGCCGAAAUUGUAAUUUUACUUAUAUUUUGAUUUUAUGCUCGAUUGAGU
Messenger RNA from Magnolia sinica, 756 nucleotides. Its product is annotated as dihydroneopterin aldolase 2. Gene Ontology annotation, biological process: folic acid-containing compound metabolic process. Gene Ontology annotation, cellular component: cytoplasm. NCBI's taxonomy places the organism in Eukaryota, Viridiplantae, Streptophyta, Magnoliopsida, Magnoliales, Magnoliaceae. The coding region runs from base 168 to 590 and encodes 140 amino acids. The transcript has 3 exons. Gene Ontology annotation, molecular function: dihydroneopterin aldolase activity. The record is from RefSeq and is a predicted model, not a curated record.